Messenger RNA from Pterocles gutturalis (yellow-throated sandgrouse), 1479 nucleotides. RefSeq names its product SUMO-interacting motifs containing 1 (gene SIMC1). NCBI's taxonomy places the organism in Eukaryota, Metazoa, Chordata, Aves, Pterocliformes, Pteroclidae. The annotation marks the transcript as partial. The transcript has 11 exons. The record is from RefSeq and is a predicted model, not a curated record.
GAGAUCAUUGAUCUGACCGGUGAGGACACAAGCCCAGGCCCAGUGCCAUGGAGCAGCCCCAUCUUCAUCGACCUGACGGAGGACUCAUGCAGCCCUCCCCACACCACCAGCUGGGAUGAGCAGGACCCCAGGACCAAGGCUCACACCAAGGCCUGGCUGAACAAACUGCACUAUUUCAGGAGGACCGGAAUCCUUCACCUCUUUCUCCAAGGCGUAGCACCCAACAGGGAAACAGAGCAGGUAAAUGGGCAGAAACCUGAGCUCAUCCCCAAAGGGAAGCUGAGCAUGGUGCACACCACCAUGGAGGAGAACUUCCUGGAGGGCACCCUGCAUUUCCUGAGUGAGUUCGUCUCCUGCCAGCACCAUCCCCCCAAAGAAAUAGUCUCCCACCUGAUCACACAGAUCCUGUUGAACCCCCACCAAGGGGAGAUCCUGAAGGACACCUACAUGCUGCUGAUGAAGAUACAAAUGCUCCACCCAGCCAAUGCCACCACAGUGGGAUGGGACUGGACGCUGCUGAAAUAUGUCAUGGAGGACCAGGAGAAGCCCCCUGGCCGCCUCCUCUUCCUGCAGUAUGUGGUGCAGACCCUGGAGGAUGACUUCCAGCAGAACCUGAGGUUGCACAUGCUGCAGAAGUCGAUUGCCAAGGAAGUGCUUUCAUGCGACAGGUGCUUCAACAAUGUCAAGGAGGUGGUUGUAUGGUUGGUCGCAGCAGUUACAGGAGUCGGAUUCUCCCAGCCCUGGGAGCAGCCGCAAGAAACUACAUCCUCUUCAGCAGAAUCAAGGGCUGAACACAACUCAUCUGAACCAUGGCUGGCCAAGCAUCAGAAUCAAAAGGUGAUACUCCUGCUCCAGCGGAUGUUGUCCAUCGCAGUGGAAGUGGACAAAUCUCCCACCUGCAGCUCCUGUAAGAUCGCAGACGUGAUAUUCCCAUUUAUAUUGAAUAUUCCCCUGAGGAGUCAAAGGGAAGCUUUCUUAAACACCAUGGAUAGCCAGCUCCUGCGCUGCAAACUGCUAGAGCUGUUGUUCCAGCACAGUUGUGAUGUGCCGACGACCUUGCCGUUGUCUCUGGCGAAGAUCCUGUAUUUCCUGAGCCACUCGUCUGUGCUGCUGCAGUACCAAGCUGAAACAGCAACAUGGCAAAAAUGGGAUGAGAUGCUGCAGUACUUGAGUUUGCUGCUGCUGAGUUACCAAAAUGUAAUACUGGAACACUUGCGGAGCUCACUCAGUGACCGGAUGGACUUGAUCAUUCAGAAAGCCAAGCCCAAGCUCCAGGAUGACGAUGACAUCAGCCACCUGGAGGUCCAACUGAAGAUCGAGGACUUCAUCAGCCAAAUGAAGCAGGUCCUGGGGCAGCCUGUUCCCCUGCAGAUCAUGGACAAAUUGUGCAUGCUUCGGGAGUUGUUCCUCAUUGUCACUGCUACAUGGAGAGACAACCACUGCAGCGGGGGCACAAAGAGCUUCAUGUUUCCUCUAUAG